AUGGCAACAGCUUUGCAAGAGAGACAAAAGGCUAGCGGAAGUGCACAUGUUGUAUUAUCUGUUGGUAAUCGAGCGGUGGUUCCUCCAAGCAUGGUAAAUAACAAUGGAAAAUCCUCAGGGUCGUCCAAGUCGUCAGGAACUACUUCAAUUAAUGGUCCAAGUAUUAUUACAGUUAAUGGUGGAUUGACGGGUCAAAGUAUGAAUGCUCCUGAAAGAGAAAAGGUAACGUUUGGAUUGAAGCGAAAGGCUGAACAAGAUUUAGAGAAACCACCCAAGAAAUCCAAGGAUCAGAAUGUUAAU
This is a messenger RNA of Funneliformis caledonium, 300 nucleotides long. The record is from the annotation of a GenBank genome assembly. NCBI's taxonomy places the organism in Eukaryota, Fungi, Glomeromycota, Glomeromycetes, Glomerales, Glomeraceae.